CCACGUCACUCGCUCUGUCUGUCUUGGGUGGGCUAGAUCACAUGUAGCUGUAGAGGGUGUCUCGUGUGUAGCCCAUAUUGGCGAGCAUCGGCUUGAGCGCCCGGCACAUGGGCGGCGGGCCGGCCAGCACCAGCUGCACAUCCUCACUCGGCGACCACAGAUGGGACGACACAAUCUGAUAACACACGAGAGGAAAGACACAGACACACACAAGGGUGUGUUGAUGGAUUGAUUUCUUGUGUGUGUCUGUGUGUAUGGUUUGGCUCACGUCGCUCGUGACGAAGCCCACAUGCCCCGUCCACUUGUCUGGUGGCCGCUCGAGCACAUACACUACCUGACACACACAGACAGACAGAUAAAGGAAAGGACACACAGGUGGCUAUGGCUGUGGUCUGCCGCCUGUGUGUCCAUUGCCGGCCCACCUUGAUGUUCGAGUGUCUUUGUGUGAUGGCGUCGAGGUCGGAGCGGUUGACCAGCUCGCUCUCGGUGGCUGCCGCAUAGAUCAGCCGGACCUGACGGCACACGAACACACACAAGGAGAGAGACAGAGAGAGAUGCAGCUGGACAGGGAGAAAGACGUGUGUGGGCUGUUUACUUCGAUGUCAGUGCGUCCCCAGAAGAUGACUUCGUCGAUGAUCUGCAGCAUGGGGGAGAUGCCCGUGCCGCCGCCAAUCAGACCCCAGCGCAGCUUGCCAGACUGACAAAUGACGACCAACACACAUCACAUACACAGGGAGACACACGUGGAUGAUGCGUUGAUAUGGGUCUGUUUCUCCCUCUCUCCCUCCCUCUCUCCCUCCCUCUCUCUCUGUGACGGCAGGUACCCAUUCGUCAGUGUGUGGGGGUGGUGUGGUGUGCGGCAUGAAGUGGAAUGAGGGGCCGCCCGCCGCACGGAAACCCAAAUGCGUCCCAAUGCCUACAGACAACGAGUCGAGGCCGCACGUGUGGGCGAAUGCCGUGUGUGUGGUGUGUGUGGUGCGCUCUUACUCAUGUGGUCGAGGUGGUGUGUGAAUGACCGUGGGUCGGGAUUGACCUUGAGCAGAAUGUCAAGCGCACCAAACACCAGCGGACGGCUGCACACACACACCACACAGCCACACACACACACAUCGACCUCUGUCUAACGACCAUCCUUCGCAAGUGUGUGUCCACCUGAGGACAGAGAAUGGUUUCUCAGCCGAGUGGUUUGAGCUCGGUGGCGGGCCGAGGUGCGGCUCGCUGUCGAUGGCGACGUACUGACCCACAGACAGCCCCGUCGACUUGACACACAGACACACAGACACACAGAAAGAUCGUCCAGCCAUGCGUCGGCAUGUCUGCUCAUGUGUCACGUGUACCUGUCGCUCGCUGGGCAGGUCGAACCUGAAGAUCUUCAGGCCGUUGCUGUUCACAUCACGCACCUCACGCAGCCGCAACUGUGCGUAAGAGCCAUGCUGGAAGGGCAGCGCCCCCUCGUAAGGCGGAAUCAGUGCCGUGUUGGCUGCGCGACGACCCGCCAAGCGCCCAAACACCAGACACUCCAGCAAACCGUUACCUGCCACCACAACCGAAUGCACAGAGCGGAGUGUGUGUGUGUGUGUGUGUUGCUCACCGGCCAGCCUGUUUGCGCCAUGAACGCCGCCGACGAUCUCGCCAGCGGCGAAAAGGCCGGGUAUGGGCUGCAGGGAUGUGCCUGAUGCUGUGGAUGUGUCGGGCAGUGAGCGCAGCACUGAGGUGGAGGGGGAGAUACGCAGCUGAGAGACCAAAACACGACGAGAGACAAAGAUGGUGUGUGGGGAGUGGGGAGGCUCUCUCUCUCUCUCUCUCUGUUUGUGUGUGUGCGGUGACGUACCCCGCCCAUUGUGUAAUGGACACAUGGCGUGACGAAGGCCACGUAGAAGUGGUCAUUCGCUGCACAACCACUCACACAACACAAGACACCGCCAUCACCCUCCUCCAUCGUCGUGAAAGCACCCACUCCUCCCUCACUCCGUACCGUCGAACACCCCGGCUCUCUCAUGCCCCUCCAGCACUCUCCUCAGCUUGGCCCCCUCCCUCUGUCUCCCCGACCCAUUGCCAAUGAAGGCCGCCAGUGCGUCCACACCCACGCCCAGGUCGUGGAUGAACCCCUUGCUGACGUAAAAAUCAAACGACGCCCGCCCGAAGUCGUCGGCGAUCUUCUCGUUCAUCAGCAUGAUGGCCGCCUUGGGAUUGCUGCUGGUGGUGGUGGAUGUUGUUGUGUUUCGGAGGGAGGGAGGGGGGGCGAAGGGGGGGCAUGUGCGAAAAAUGGCCUGGCGCAAGACAGAGAGACACACAAACACACAAGAGAGAGAUCUCCCACACACGCACACGAAUGGAAGACAAGCGCGCACCUCGGUGACGACGUCGCGUCUCUCGAGCUCGUUGACGAAUCUCUCCCCGGUCUUGGGGUUGAGCAGCAUCGCCCCCAGGCCGCGCAGCAGCUCGGGCGCCAGGAACUUCUGAGGCGACGUGGGCGACGACGGGUGGAGGAACCCGGUAGGGUGCACCUGACACACACACACCGCAGCCACAGAGCACCACAUGGUGGAUGUGUGUGGCGGGGGGGGAGCAACAUACACACCUACCUGGACUUUGUCCAUAUCGAUGAGGGAUGCCCCCAGGCUGCGGGCCAUCUUGAUGCCGUCGCCCGUGGCGAAGGUGCCGCUGGUGGCCGGCAGACCGACCGACGAGGGGGAAAACUCUGACAGCAACGACCUGAGACACACACACACACACACGGGGAAUCUCUCUGUAUGUGGAUCUCUCUCUUUCCCCCUGUGUCUUUGAGUGACUGACCCCUGUCCAUGGUCGUUAGCGUAUCCGCCCGUGGCGAGCACCACGCUGCUGACACGCACCUCACUCUCAACGCCGUCAAAGGUGUACCGCACGCCACUGAUCACAUCCUGCGUCGGCACUGAAGCUGAGAUUCACAGAGAGGUAGAGAGAGAGAGAUGGUGACGACACGCGCAUCUCGUUGUGCGUGUGUGGGCUUUUUACUUGGUGCAUCGUUGAGCAGCGCCACUGUCUGCGUGAGAAUGUCUGUCACUCUCGCGCCCGUCAUGAUGCGCACGUUGGCGGAGAGAUCGUUGGUCAGAAUGGACCGAAGCUGGGUCACUAUCGUGAGGCCUGACGGACAGACAGAGAAGCCACGGAUCAGUGUGCCAACAAAAACACCUUAGAUAAGGUUGUGUGUGGUUGUGCGGUGUACCUACCGAUGGGCAUGGGUUUGCCGCCCUUGUCUGCCUUGAUUCGGUGUGUGCGUGGUGUGGUGUGGCCGCCCAGCUGCUCCACAUCGUUGAGGGGAACGUUGUGCGACAUCAGGAAAUCUAUCGCUGACGAACUGGACCAAUCCAAUCACACACACACACACACAGAGAGAGAGAGAGAGAGGUGUGCCAAUGAUUGCGUGUGUGUGAGUACCUGUAGCUGACGAGCGUCUUGACCAGUGCCAUGUCGGCCUUGUGGUCGCCCGCGUUGACAAUGUCGCUCUCAAAGUGGGCCAGACUGUCACUCACACCCUGACGCACCUGCACCCAUCACACACAUCAUCCAUCCAUCCAUCCAACAGCACAGGGCACACAGAAUGAAUGAGUUUUUCGGCGUACCUGUACGUUCGUCCCGGCCCCGUUGAUGCCCGAUGUGGCCUUAGCAGAGUUGCCGCCCACCCUCUCCUUCUCCAUCAGCCACACUACCGCACCGCCACUCGCCGCGUCAAUCGCUGAACACACACACACGCACCCUCAUGCGCCACACGCAGGCGCGCUGAUAGAGACGCGCACACUGACCUGCGGACAGUCCUGCCAGCCCGCUGCCGACCACCACCACAUCCGGGCGGCCAACCGCAUCAGCUGUCGUCGCAUUGACAGCAGCAGGGGCACUCUCCAGCCUUUGCUUGGACCGCAGCCGGAGGCAUGAGACCUCCCGGACAUGGCUCACACACAGCAGCAGGGCGCACAGCAGCAGUGAGACGCUGCUGCUGCUGCUGGGGUUGAUGCGCAUGGCUGCAGGAGAUGGUCAGUGAGUUGGGAUCGUUGAAGUAAGUGGCUGGCACUGGCUGCCUUGAGAGCGAUGCAGAGCGUAUGGGCGGCCGGGGCACUGCUGAGACUCGCCGCCGUCGACACCAAGCGCAACCUCCUCCUCGCGCAGAUCUG
Messenger RNA from Vitrella brassicaformis, 4151 nucleotides. The record is from the annotation of a GenBank genome assembly. NCBI's taxonomy places the organism in Eukaryota, Vitrellaceae.